Messenger RNA from Dalotia coriaria, 3445 nucleotides. Its product is annotated as neprilysin-2-like. Gene Ontology annotation, biological process: protein processing. Lineage: Eukaryota; Metazoa; Arthropoda; Insecta; Coleoptera; Staphylinidae. Gene Ontology annotation, cellular component: plasma membrane. Gene Ontology annotation, molecular function: metalloendopeptidase activity. The transcript is spliced from 9 exons. Bases 517 to 2868 code for a protein of 783 amino acids. The record is from RefSeq and is a predicted model, not a curated record.
CAGCAGUAUUUGCAAAACACGCGCAUAAAAAGAAGCAUCGACUUCCAAAAAUAAAACCGAAGUUCUCCGACUCGUGCACACAAGUCAUCUCCGUCGUCUCCAGCUGGAUGCUCUAGUCGCAUCCUAUGCUCCAGCACUCGCAGCUGCGUCAUUUAUGAACGCAGCAAUUUGAUAAAACAUUAAGUGUGCUCGCAAUUCGGCCGACAGUCGCGCGCUUCGAACAAUGCGAAUGCCAUUCAAUUAAGCGCGAGCGCCGCGCGCGCGCCUGAUAAACCACGAAACAAAAUCGGUGCUAAUUAAAAUCGCCUCUGUCCGGAUUUUCGCCGCUGCUGCGCGUAACAAAUAGCAAAUAUUUGCGAAAUUUGCGACCUCACCAUCUUAAUUAUCAGCCGGAUUGUUUCUAACGAUCGUGUAUCGACUCAGUUCGACACGAGAAUCACAACGCUACGCACACUAGCUGUUUAUCAGUUAAUUUUUGUUACUAAUCAGCGAUAGUGAAACAAGUGUAUUGUUAUAAUGAUUCUAUCGGAGGAGGUACCCUAUGAGACACUCGUCGAUGAACGAUUUAUGCUCGCAUGGAUAAAAAAUCCAACAUGGUGGAAACGUCGAACGAGCAUGGAGCGCGGCCUCACCUUCAUCUCGGUGGUCGCACUCAUCGUCACCGUCUCGCUGGCCGUCGCCCUCGCAACAGUAUUAUACAAGAAUAAAUAUCCAGGUGACGACAAUCUUCACACAGCCGAAGCCUACGUGAGUGCUAAAGUACCGCCAGCGUCCGGUAAUACCUACCAACAUGGCCACAAGGAAUCCAAAGAUGAUAUCUGCCUCACACCCGGGUGUAUCCACACCGCGUCGAAGGUCCUCGAUUCGAUGGAUACCAGCGUUGAUCCUUGCGAUGAUUUCUAUCAAUUCGCAUGCGGCAACUUUGUGAAGAAUACGAAUAUCCCCGAUGAUAAAUCUUCGGUGACUGUGUUCUCAACUAUUAGUGACUUGUUGCAAGAGCAGCUGCGCACUAUGAUUGAAGAACCCAUUGAUCCCAAAGAGCCGAAACCCUUCCAGUUGACCAAAAAGAUGUAUAAGGCUUGCAUGAAUAAGACGGCUAUUGAAGCUGAUGGUUUGAAGACUAUCAACGCCAUUUUUAAGGAGUUGGGUGGGUGGCCUGCUUUGGAUGGUGAUCAAUGGAAGGAGGCUGAAUUUGAUUGGAGGGAGGCCGUGUACAGAUUCAGGAAAGUUGGGUACAGCGUGGAUUACUUUAUGGAUUUCUCGGUUGGGAUUGAUUUGAAGAAUUCAUCUAGGAGAAUAAUUGAUUUGGACCAAGCCGCUUUAGGUCUGAGGAGAGAGUUUCUCAUCAAAGGUAUUGAAGACAAGCUGGUCAAAGCUUACUAUGAUUAUAUGGUUGACAUUGCUGUCUUGUUCGGUGCCAAGAGGGAAACUGCCGCGACGGAACUGAAAGAAUCUUUGACUUUUGAAAUUGCCUUGGCUAAUAUUUCCCUGCCAAAUGAAAAGAGACGUAACGCUACUGCCCUUUAUAAUCCAAUGACCAUUUCUGAACUGCAAACAAAAUACAACAGCAUCCCAUGGGUUAAAUAUAUCAACACUCUGUUGGCCCCGGAUACCGAGGUGGGACAAGAUGAGGUGAUCAUCGUUAGCGUGCCUCAAUAUUUGAAGGACUUUGAGAAUUUGAUUGCACAAACACCAAAAAGAGUUCAAGCCAAUUAUCUAUUGUGGCGUGCCGCUGCUUCCUCUGUAACCUACCUCACCGAAGAGUUGCGCAAUCGACAACUUCAAUACAGCACUAUUGUUACUGGUAAAACCGAACGCGCUUCCAGGUGGAAGGAAUGCAUUGAUAUCUCGGCUGGAAGUUUACCGAUUGCUGCUGGUGCUCUUUACGUGCGCAAAUACUUCAAUGAAGAUGCGCGUCAGAGUGCCAAGGAGAUGGUGGCUGAUAUCAGGGCUGAAUUUAAGGAGAUUGUUAAGAAGGUUGAUUGGAUGGACGAGAAGACGCGUCAGAGUGCUCUGGAAAAAGCCGAUUCUAUGUCUACGCACAUUGCCUACCCUGAUGAACUGUUGGAUAACAGUAAAUUGGAAGAAUUCUAUCAGAAUUUGGAACUUGAGGAUGGCAACUAUAUGAGAUCAAUUUUGAAUUUGACAUUGUUCGGUACCGAGUUCAGCUUUAGAAGGUUGCGGCAAGCAGUCAAUAAGACCGAUUGGAUUACCCAUGGACGUCCAGCAAUCGUCAACGCUUUCUAUUCAUCGAUUGAAAACAGUAUUCAAUUCCCUGCUGGUAUUCUGCAAGGCGUCUUCUUCAACAAUGAUCGUCCCAAGUAUAUGAAUUACGGCGCCAUUGGUUUUGUUAUUGGCCAUGAAAUUACUCAUGGAUUUGAUGAUCAAGGACGGCAGUUCGAUAAGGAUGGUAAUUUGGUUGAUUGGUGGGCGCCGGAGACACAGCAAGCGUUCGUUAAGAAAGCUCAAUGUAUUAUUGAUCAAUAUGGCGGCUACAAUGUCACGGAAAUUGGCAUCAACCUGAACGGCAUCAACACGCAGGGGGAGAACAUCGCCGAUAACGGCGGCAUCAAGGAGGCUUACCUGGCGUACAAUCGCUGGGUGGCGGAGAAGAAUGGCGGGCGUCCAGAACCGCGUCUGCCCGGCGUGCCCUACGGCGGGCGGCAGCUCUUCUGGAUCUCGGCGGCGCGCGUCUGGUGCUCGAAGACGCGCACGGAGACGCUGCGCCAGCUUGUCAUUACCGACGAACAUUCUCCAGACAGGUAUCGCGUCGUCGGCGCUCUCGCCAACAUGGAGUACUUCGCGCGCGACUUUCGUUGCCCACUGGGCUCGCACAUGAAUCCGAAGAACAAGUGCAAGAUUUGGUAGUGAUCAGAGCAAUCCGGAUGAGAUUUUUUAUUAAACAAGCAAAAUGUUAACAAAAAAAUUGAAACAAACGAGUAGCACACAAGUUGGAACAAAAAAUAAAACGGAAUAGAAAAUGGAAGUGAUCAUCAACUUCGGGACUCAUUGCUACUCGCCUCGAAUGGAAAGACUUUUGAUAUUUUUAAAUUUAUUGAGAGCGGCGUAACGCGUCGUCUAGUAUUUUCGGGAUUUGACACAUUUUUAUAUUUAUUGGACAUUACACUAAUUAUUGAGAGUAUUAAUAUAGCCAGUCGGAAAGUUACCAAAAACGUGAAAUGUACAAAAACUCGAAUAUUGUCAAUGAUCAAUCGAUAACAAUAUUACUUGAAGGUUACCAGUAAAAAGAGUACAAACGCACACACACACAAUUAAGAAGAAACAUACACAUUUACUUAAAAAACGACAUUUGUACUUAACUUUCUUGAUAAUUACUAUUGCUAGUUUAAAUUUAAAACAGAAAAAAGAAACGAAAAGAUUAAUAUAUGAACAUAUUUAAACUCUUAAGAAUUAAAGACCAAAUAAAUGAGAAAUUAUAUAAUUA